Molecule: messenger RNA, 3166 nt
Organism: Coregonus clupeaformis (lake whitefish)
Lineage: Eukaryota; Metazoa; Chordata; Actinopteri; Salmoniformes; Salmonidae
Product: tripartite motif-containing protein 2
Exons: 12
Coding region: 678-2930 (750 amino acids)
Biological process (GO): negative regulation of translation; protein polyubiquitination; proteasome-mediated ubiquitin-dependent protein catabolic process
Molecular function (GO): zinc ion binding; protein binding; translation repressor activity
Source: RefSeq, a predicted model, not a curated record
UUGUCAUCCUCUUUAAGGUCCCCAGUCCCCACAUGUGGAUAGUUAACCCUUAGUUGAUCCAGGAAAUGAAAAGGACUGUGUAAUGACAUCACACCAAAGCUUUCCAGAUAAAUCUAGCUUGAUUUGACCUCAAAUUGCUUAUUUUUUUCUCAAUCCACCGCUUGGCUAAAACCCACUAAGCUUCAAGGGCCGCACAACCAAAGUUAUGUAAAUAUUGUAGCUUAGAUAAGCUAGCGACAGACAUUAUGAAUGACUUGACUUCUGCUGUGCACUGCCGUGUAGUCAGCAUUUAAGAUUUAAACCAAGUGGGUUAAACCAAGUGAAGGGGCUGACCUCUUCUCCAUCCCGGUAGCUAUGGCAACGGUCUUCUUUUUUCCUGUCAAGCUAUUUUCUGGCACAUACUGUACGAGACAUCAACGAGGGAGGGAGAGUCUCCCUCAGGGCCUUUUUCUACAAGCGGCAGAGGCGUCCUGUUUCUUUGCCUGUCUUAAAUACAACCUGAGACAGCUAGCUAGCUGACACACAUGCUUUGCUCACACUAAGUCCACCCUGGCCUUGAUGUUGACGGACCGGACUGGACCAAAUUUGAACCUAUCAUGGACACAUUUCACAAGACUGGAUAGCACAGUACAGGUGCAGGGUGAGAGGAAGAGGGAACUUUAUGACCGAGUAUUAGGAUGGCCAGUGAAGGAUCCAGUAGCAUCCCCAGCCCUGUGGUGCGACAGAUCGACAAGCAGUUCCUGAUCUGCAGCAUAUGCCUGGACCGCUACGACAACCCCAAAGUGCUGCCCUGCCUCCAUACCUUCUGUGAGAGGUGUCUGCAGAACUACAUCCCCGCCCACAGCCUGACGCUGUCGUGCCCCGUGUGCCGCCAGACGUCCAUCCUGCCGGAGAAAGGCGUGGCGGCGCUGCAGAGCAACUUCUUCAUCACCAACCUGAUGGACGUGCUGCAGCGGCCCCCCAGCGACAGCCGCAGCCAGGAGAACGCCGUGUUGGAGACCAUCAACUCUGUGGCCACGGGACAACCGCUCUCCUGCCCCAACCACGUAGGAAAUGUGAUGGAGUUCUACUGCCCGCCGUGUGAGACAGCCAUGUGCCAGGAGUGUACGAGCGGCGAGCACGCCGAGCACCCCACUGUGCCCCUCAAAGAUGUGGUCGAACAGCACAAGGCCUCGCUGCAGGACCAGCUUGACGCCAUCAAAAACCGGCUACCUGAAAUCGACUCGGCCCUGCAGGUGCUGUCGGAGAUCCUGCAGCAGCUGACCAAUCAGAAGAGCUCCAUCGAGGGGGACAUCCACACCACGUUCGACGAGCUGCAGAAGACCCUGAACGUCCGCAAGAGUGUCCUGCUCAUGGAGCUGGAGGUCAACUACGGCCUCAAGCAGAAGGUGCUCCAAGCCCAGCUGGACACAUUACUCCAGGGCCAAGAUGGCAUCAACAGUAGCUGCAUCUUUACCGAGCAGGCACUGAGCCACGGCACCGAGGCCGAGGUCCUGCUCGUCAAGAAGCAGAUGAGUGAGCGGCUCAGCGAGCUGGCCGUGCAAGAGCUCCCCCUCCAGCCCGGGGAGAACGACCAGCUGGACUUUCUGGUGGAGACUGAGGGCAUCAAGAAGUCCAUCCACAACCUGGGUACUAUAGUUACCACGAACGCCGUGGCGUCCGAGACGGUGGCCACGGGCGAGGGCCUGAGGCAGUGCGUGGCGGGCCUGCCCACCUCUGUCACCAUCACGACCAAGGACAAGGAUGGUGAGCUGUGUAAGAUGGGGAAAGCCAACAUCACGGCGGAGAUUGCCACUCCGGACGGUAGUGUGGGCGACGGCGAGAUACUGGACAACAAGAACGGGACGUACGAGUAUCUGUACACGGCGCCGAAAGAGGGUAGUUUGACGCUGUCGCUGCGUCUGUACGACCAGCAUAUUAAAGGUAGUCCCUUUAAGAUUAAAGCGACAAAGUCGGCGGAUGUGUCGCCCAGUACGGAGAGCGCUAAGAAGAGGUUGAAGUCGCCGGGGAGUAGCCACGUCAAGCAGAAGGCCAUCAAGAGGCCAGCCAGUAUGUACAGCACAGGGAAGAGGAAAGAGAACCCCAUCGAAGAUGACCUAAUUUUCAGGAUCGGUACAAAGGGAAGAAACAAAGGGGAAUUCACCAAUCUACAGGGUGUGGCUGCCUCCUCAGUAGGAAAGGUGUUGAUAGCAGACAGCAAUAACCAGUGUGUUCAGAUCUUCUCUAACGACGGUCUGUUCAAGAGUCGCUUUGGGGUGCGUGGACGGUCUCCAGGGCAACUGCAGCGGCCCACAGGAGUGGCGGUCCACCCCAACGGUGACAUCAUCAUAGCCGACUACGACAACAAGUGGGUUAGCAUCUUCUCCAGCGACGGAAAGUUCAAGAAUAAGAUUGGCUCGGGCAAGCUGAUGGGCCCCAAAGGCGUGUCGGUAGACAGGAAUGGCCACGUCAUAAUCGUGGACAACAAGGCGUGCUGCGUCUUCAUCUUUCAGCCCAACGGCAAGCUGGUCACCAAGUUUGGUAACCGCGAAACGGGCGACCGGCAGUUUGCAGGUACACUCAAUGGUCCUCACUUUGCAGCAGUCAACCAUAACAAUGAGAUAAUUGUUACAGACUUCCAUAAUCAUUCUGUGAAGGUGUUCAACCCUGAGGGGGAGUUUCUUCUGAAGUUUGGUUCCAACGGGGAGGGGAACGGCCAGUUCAACGCCCCUACGGGGGUGGCGGUGGACGUCAACGGCAACAUCAUCGUAGCAGACUGGGGCAAUAGCCGAAUACAGGUGUUUGAUGGCAGUGGUUCGUUUCUCUCCUACAUCAACACAUCGGCAGACCCUCUCUACGGUCCCCAGGGCCUGGCCCUCACCUCCGAUGGCCACGUGGUGGUGGCUGACUCUGGGAACCACUGCUUCAAAGUCUACCGUUACCUGCAGUAGCCCUCGCACACUUAGUAGACACACACACACACACACACUUAUGCGUACACUCACAUUCACAGAUUCGCACACACGAAGACUUGCGCACACACACACACACACACCAUCCUCAGUACGGAGUAAUGGGUGGAUUUGCACUCAUCCACUAAUUCAAUCCCGCCAUCCAUCACCGUGCCAUACAGAACCUCUCUCUAACCGUUCACCCUGACAUGUGCCUCUGUAGCCUCCUUCAUGAC